Exophiala viscosa is the source of this 2493-nucleotide messenger RNA. RefSeq names its product glucoamylase. Gene Ontology annotation, biological process: carbohydrate metabolic process. Bases 308 to 2299 code for a protein of 663 amino acids. The record is from RefSeq and is a predicted model, not a curated record. NCBI's taxonomy places the organism in Eukaryota, Fungi, Ascomycota, Eurotiomycetes, Chaetothyriales, Herpotrichiellaceae. The transcript has 2 exons. Gene Ontology annotation, molecular function: hydrolase activity, hydrolyzing O-glycosyl compounds.
AAACAAUACAUGAUGAUUUUAUAACACGCCGAAGGUUCCUCAGCUAAAACAUCAUUCUUGUAGUCGCUCGUUGAGACAUUCGACCCUUCACUUAGUCAUCAUUCGUUUCCUCAAUCCGUACGACUCGUGACCAAUUGUGACACCUUGAAACAAAGAGCUUCCCCGGAUUUUGCUCAGGCUGAGUCUUUCCUCACCUCAAGCUCGCGUGCUCAGAGAAUUCCCUACUUCUGAGGCUCUUUUCGAUCUAUAACUGCAUGCUGUUCCAUUGGUGGCCGAACACACCGUCGAAGCUUUGGAUCUACUCGCUAUGGGCGAAUUAAGAGAUACGGAAGCCCCUCUCCAGAUCGAGGAUUAUGGCCUCAUUGGUGACAUGCGAACAUGUGCUCUUGUGGGCAGGAACGGUAGCAUAGACUUCAUGUGCUGGCCUCAAUUUGACUCUCCCUCUAUCUUCGGCAGGCUUCUCGACACAAGCAAAGGAGGUGGUGGACACUGGAGUAUAAAGCCGCGGAAAAGCACCGUGUGCAAACAAAACUACCGAGCAUCCUCCAACAUCCUACAAACGAAAUGGAUCGAUGAGGACGGCGUGGUCAACCUUACCGACUUCUUCGCUCUGUCCAAGUACAACAAGCUCCUUCGCGAGAAAUGGAGUGGUUCAACCUUAGUACGCAAACUCGAAUGUGCCCGCGGGAAUAUGUCAAUCGACAUCGAGCUUCGUCCACGGCCAGGUUACGCCCAAGAAGCAGGAUUUCUGCAUGAAUCCGAAGCCGAGGAGGAAGACGGCACGUACCACCAGAGACUGACCUGGACAUCCGAGGGUUCUGAUUCUACUUCCGACGUCCCCGAAUUCUUUGUCGCGUAUUGCACGCACGACAAGCCCCUUGACGAACCUCCGAAACUGUUUCAACCAACCAAGAACCACAAGGGCGUCGACGACGUCCUUCGGGCUCGCUUCGACCUUUCAGAAGGCCAGCAGAUCUUCAUGAUCAUGUGCAACCGGCACGUAGGUCCACAGCUGAGCAAAGACCUGAUCAUCAACCUUGAGUCCGAGACAUACAAGUUCUGGACUAGCUGGAUCCGCUCCUGCACAUACCGCGGGCGCUUCCAGCAAGAAGUCGAACGCAGCAUGCUCAUCCUCAAACUCCUCACGUACGACCCAACAGGAGCCAUCGUCGCAGCCCCCACAUUCUCUCUUCCCGAAGCCAUCGGCGGCCCACGAAACUGGGACUACCGGUACUCUUGGGUGCGAGACAGCAGCUUCACCAUCUACGUCUUCCUCAAAAUGGGCUUUCCGAAUGAAGCCGAAGCGUACAUCAACUUCAUUUUCGCACGCAUUGCCGAGUGGCGACGACAGCAAGAAUCCGCCAAAACAACGCACCAUCUCCCCCUGAUGUUCAGCAUCGACGGCUCAACGUCUCUGCCUGAACUCACACUUGACCAUCUGUCAGGGUACAAGGACAGCACACCCGUGCGCAUCGGUAACGCGGCGACCGACCACGUCCAGCUCGACAUCUACGGCGAACUCAUGGACUCAAUAUACCUGUACAACAAGCACGGCAAGCCCAUUUCGUACGCUCAGUGGCUGGACAUUCGCUACCUGACGGAUUUUGUGUGUCAAGUCUGGGACACACCCGACAUGUCGAUCUGGGAGGUCCGUGGGCAACGGCAGCACUUCGUCUACUCCAAAAUGCUGCUAUGGGUCGCCGUUGAUCGGGCGUUACGGCUGGUCGAGAAGCGCAAUUUCCCCUGCCCGAACCGCAACAAGUGGAUUGAAACCCGCGACACAAUCUACGAGCAGGUCAUGGAGAAGGGUUUCAACUACGACAUGAACUGCUUCAUCCAGAGUUACGAGUACAAUACAACUCUCGAUUCCGCUGUGCUGAUCGCUCCGCUGGUGUUCUUCAUGUCCCCGAACGAUCCGCAGUUCGUGGGGACAUUAGACGCUAUUCUGCGCACACCCGAAAAGGGAGGUCUCACGUCUGCUGGGUUUGUCUUUCGAUAUGAUCACAAAAAGACUGAUGAUGGCGUCGGCGGGCGCGAAGGCACAUUCGUCAUGUGCACUCUAUGGCUCAUCGAAGCACUCGUCCGCGCGGGCAAGUACUCGAAACAUUACCUGGAGAUCGCUAAUGGCAUGUUCGAAACCGUCACGAACUUCCGCAACCAUGUCGGCAUGCUGAGCGAGGAGAUUGCCAUCAGCGGUGAACAGCUGGGCAACACACCGCAGGCGUUCAGUCAUCUAGCGUUCGUCAGCGCGGCCAUCAAUCUCGAGCGUGUCAUGAAUGGUGGUGGACCAACAUUAUAGUACAAGGGAACUCCCUCGGAAGAAACUCGCUCGAUGAUUCAUCUUGACGCUAUCAUUGAGUGGUAUUUGGCAACCUCCUCAACCAGUCAUUCACAAUUUGGCAUAUGGCGACUGGCGAGCUCCAGUCUUUGUACGAAUCUGCAUGUAUGGUCUAGCGAGAGCGAAAAUGUGGAAAGACACUGGCGUACUUGUUG